Molecule: messenger RNA, 1062 nt
Organism: Vigna unguiculata (cowpea)
Lineage: Eukaryota; Viridiplantae; Streptophyta; Magnoliopsida; Fabales; Fabaceae
Product: MADS-box transcription factor 23-like
Biological process (GO): positive regulation of transcription by RNA polymerase II
Cellular component (GO): nucleus
Molecular function (GO): RNA polymerase II transcription regulatory region sequence-specific DNA binding; DNA-binding transcription factor activity; protein dimerization activity
Source: RefSeq, a predicted model, not a curated record
UAAUUUUACUCAAAUUUGUUUCAGUGAAAGACGACUUUGGGCAUCAGAAUUCAAUAUCUGAGAUAUAUAUCGUUAACUUGCUACGCCAAAAGAAGAUAAGAAAUUUUGGUGGAGGUGGGAACCCUAGUAGAUGGGGAGAGGAAAAAUUCCCAUUCAAAAAAUCGAAAAUUUGACGAACCGGCAAGUAACUUUCUGUAAGAGAAGAAAUGGGUUAGUGAAGAAAACUAGAGAACUGUCUAUUCUCUGUGAUGCAGAAGUUGGAGUCAUUGUGUUUUCCUGCACGGGCAAACUUUAUGAGUAUUCAAACACCAGCAUGAAAUCAAUCAUUGAUCGCUUUAACAGCCACAACGAGAACCUUGGUUGGCUAAUGGAUCCUACUUCAUCUGUCAAGAGAGAAGCAGCAAGCUUAAGGGAACAACUACAACAUUUGCAAGAAAGCAACAGGCAACUGAUGGGUGAAGAACUUUCUGAUUUGAAUAUGAAUCAGCUAAAGGAACUGGAAAAUAAACUCCAAACUGGUUUGAGUAAUAUUCAAAUAAAAAAGGAUCAAAUGCUUAAAGAUGAGAUCAAAGAAUUGCAAAAAAAGGGAAUGGUCAUUCAUCAACAAAAUGAAGAACUUCAUAAGAAGAUAAACCUUAUCCAUGAAAAUAAUGUAGAACUACGAAAGGUUAUUGAAGCAAGGGAUAUGGAAAAAGAAAAGGCCACAUGCUAUCAGCAAUGGAUAUGAUACACUUGAACCUAUCAGUUAGCAGCAAAGCCAGCUUCAGCCUCAACACAGUGAAUUACAAGAGGAAGCAAUGAUUAUGGGGUAUUCCCUCAAACUGAUGAUGUAAAAAAUUUAACUGAUGUAGUAAGUUUUAGAGUAAUAAUUAGUUGCUUUUUCUAAAAAAUGUAAGAAAUGUUUUAGAAAAUAAGCUAUAAUUCUCUAAAUAUAAACUGUACUAAACAUGUUGUAAGUUUAAAAGUUUUAUCUUUAUGUGCAGUGCACGUAAAGCCUGUGACUUAUUAGAUAUCGAUCGGACACAUAUCGAGAUGAAUAUUUUCGAUCUUCUUAUUUCUAAA